CGCUACAGCACACAUCUACGACGUCGACGUCGGGCGCUUCACAUUACGUCGCUACAUUCACAGUGCGGGGCGGAUGAGGCCACUUAUUUUAUUGCUGACUCUACAAUGGUUGGGGAACGAAGCAGUUUCCAGCUUCGACGCGUCUCGUCUAGUGAUCCAACACGUGUACCGAGGCAAUGACUCCGAGGCCGCAGUCUGGACCAACAGUCGCCUCCAGAACCUUUUGAUGACCCAGAGGCCCGCGGGCCGCGAGGGCGAAGCCCCCAGGAUCGACCGAGGCACAACCGUCUACCGCAGAAUACUCUGACAUGCCGAUAGCGACUUCUCCAGAAAUAUCUCCCACCUUCUGGAGAAUCUGCUGAAGAACUACGAGCGUUCUGAACUGCCAAAUCAUGGGAAAGGAGAACCAACUGUUGUCAAAACCAACAUUCUGAUCCGCAGCAUGGGUCCUGUCUCGGAACUUGAUAUGGAGUACUCGAUGGACUGCUACUUUCGUCAGUCGUGGAGGGACUCUCGGCUCAGCUACAAAGGACCAAUCGAGAACCUCAGUCUAAGCAUCAAGAUGCUGGAGCGUAUCUGGCGACCUGACACAUACUUCUACAACGGCAAACAAUCGUACGUGCACACCAUCACGGUGCCCAACAAACUGCUGCGGAUAACUCAGCACGGAGAUAUUCUUUACUCAAUGAGACUGACGAUAAAAGCAACAUGUCCAAUGCAGCUUCAGAGUUUUCCUAUGGACUGGCAAAGUUGUCCUCUCCUUCUUGGAAGCUAUGCCUACCCGUCCCACCAACUGCAGUACCAAUGGCAGAGUGCGAAAGCUGUCUCAUUCUCUCCUGGUAUGACUCUAUCACAGUUUGAUCUGAUGAGCAGCCCUCAAAGGAACUUCACAUUCAAGCGCAGAGAAGGAGAGUUUUCAUUGCUGCAAGUGAACUUCAACUUGCAGAGGAACACAGGAUAUUUCCUUAUCCAGGUGUAUGUUCCUUGUAUCCUGAUUGUGGUACUGUCCUGGGUAUCUUUCUGGAUACAUCGGGAAGCCACUAGUGACAGGGUGGGACUGUGUAUCACAACUGUGUUGACCUUGUCCACCAUCAGUUUAGACAGUCGGACUGACCUUCCUAAGGUUCGGUACGCCACAGCAUUAGACUGGUUCCUCCUGAUGUCUUUCUUAUACUGUAUAGCUACUCUGCUGGAGUUUGCCGGUGUGCACUACUUUACCAAGGUGGGAAGUGGUGAAAUCCCGGUGGACGAAGAAGAGUGGGAAGACGUCGGAGUGGAUGAGGUGGUAGGUCUGAGUGUAGGGAUGGACCUCAGUCGAGCCCGAGCAGGUAGUGACACAGAGAGCCUCACAUUCAGAGCUGCGCGUCGUCGCUCAUCACUCAUAUGUCCAAUAUACAAUGACCCAAGUAUAGGAAUGACAGGAGGUAUAAGCGCAUCUCCCAAAAGACUCUCUCUGUCUACAGUUGGCGCUCGAGUGCACACGAGCCGCACGACCGUCGAGCGCCAGACUCAGACUGAGAAUCAAGUGCCAAAGUGGAAACAGCUCUUUUACUGUCUUGUGGGUUACGAGAACUACCGCAAGCAAAGAGAGCGGGAGGCUACGAGAGAGGUACCCAAACACGUCAACAGUGUGUCGUACAUUGACCAGGCUUCGCGCAUUCUGUUCCCAACGUCCUUCGCUGCUCUCAACCUCGCCUACUGGAUGUUCUACGGCGCUUCGCCUGAAGACUUUCAAUGGAAAGACCCUAUGUCAGUUAGCCAUUGAACACAAAUUUAUUGGUCUUUUUUCUUAUUUAUUAGAGAGAGCUUUGAGUAAUAUUUUGAUCUCUAAGCACUUUGAGAAGACAUUGGAAAGAAAAUUAGCUUUGCAAAGCAUUCAGGGAACUAUUAUAGUAAAUUGGUUGAUGUCAGAAAUAUAGUAGAAUUCCAACCAUCUGGAUCCCCCCAAAGGAAAAAUAAAGAUGUUACCAGUACUACUGACAAAAUUCCUUAUCAAUCUUUUAACAGCUGUCGACAAAUUAGGUUUGUCACCAAAUUUUAGCGAAUUUUCCUAUAGGGAAGUAGUUAUUACCGUAGGUGGCAUGGUAAGACCUGGGCCCGGAACCAAUAUCCUUUUUAAUUUUGAUGUCCCUAGAGACCAAAAAACUAUUUGCUAAAAUUUGAAGUGUUUUUGUACAGCUAUUAGCUACUGAGACUAUUUAAAAAAUUGUAAAUUUAAAAUUCCCAUUUUAUUGUUAUGGAGAAUAAGUUUACUGUAUUUGCGUAUGGAUAUAUUUUGAUAACACUUGGCAAAUUUAUUUAUUUUAUACUAAGCUAUUAAUAUUUUGCUAAAAAACACACUUUUUUAUUACUCUCCCUGUAGAAGCAUACCUAGGUACUUGUUAAACCUAAUGUUAUUUAAAUAGAUUUAAUUGAAAAUCCAAUCAGGUAAAUGAAAAUUCAUAGUGAUGGGACAAACGACUGAUUUUGACCAUCCGACGUUUCAUCCGAUAGUCUUCAGAUGGAUGAUUCAUUCGAUGGUUUUCUAGUGUAGUGGGGUGGGGAGAGUCCGUGCUGCUGCCGGAGACAGAUAAAACUAUCUGUCCGACUAGAGAAUGAAUAGAUAGACCAUCCUGUUCGCGCGCCUGAUUAGAAAGAUAGUUUUAAUAGUGUGGCGUUUGGCGUUCCUAUCCAGCGCCAUAUUUCGGAGAAUUUAACCAUUUAUGAAUAAACAGAUAAAUCAUAUGUUUGAGUGUUUUAGAUGUUUUGCCUGAUUAAAGAACUAACAUUUAGUAAAUUACUUCCCUCUUCUAUGUAUUAUUUUUUACAAUAAAUAUAUUUAUUUAUUUUUCAUUCGUUUAAAGUUAUUAAAACAAUUAUAUGUUAUUUUUUACAAGGUUUGUUAUUUGCUAUUUAAGAAGACUAUUCCCAUUUUUCUAAGUUGCUUGGUUGUAGUUAUUUAAUCUUUUGAUGUGUCCAGAUUUCUGACCACUCGUUAUAUUUGAUGUUUUACUCACGUAAUAAUUAUACACCUUUAAAAAGGUAUCAAGGCUGUUAGUAUACUAACUUAAUAAUAUUAUUAAUAAUUUAAACUAAAAUUAAUUAUAUCAAUAUCUG
This is a messenger RNA of Macrosteles quadrilineatus (aster leafhopper), 3096 nucleotides long. RefSeq names its product gamma-aminobutyric acid receptor subunit alpha-6-like. The transcript is spliced from 13 exons. The record is from RefSeq and is a predicted model, not a curated record. Gene Ontology annotation, cellular component: synapse; membrane; neuron projection. Gene Ontology annotation, molecular function: GABA-A receptor activity; extracellular ligand-gated monoatomic ion channel activity; neurotransmitter receptor activity. Gene Ontology annotation, biological process: monoatomic ion transmembrane transport; signal transduction; regulation of membrane potential. NCBI's taxonomy places the organism in Eukaryota, Metazoa, Arthropoda, Insecta, Hemiptera, Cicadellidae. Bases 443 to 1765 code for a protein of 440 amino acids.